AUGAAAGCCCUUGAAAAGAUUGCAAAAGCAACCAAGAAAUCUGGACCAUUUCAUUGUUGUUUUGUAUUAGGAAAUGAAAAAUAUCAUGACGAGCUUGCCGAUUAUGAACAGGACAAACUCCCUCCCGUCUUUGCAUUCAAUUCUAGCUUUUCAUUGAGUCCAGAACAUAGUGGAUCUGAAACGAUAAAUGACAAAAUCCAAUACCUAAACGGUUGUGGGAUUUACCAGACAACUGGCGGUUUAACUAUUGCAUAUGUUACAUAUAUGUCCAAUGAAUUAUCUCAAUAUAAGAACGCAAUUUUGCAGAAAUUUCGUAAAAUUGAGGAAGGCAUAGUCGUUGAUAUUCUAGUAACCAACGAAUGGAGUGAAGCUAUUUCGCAUGAACAAUGUGAUACAUUAGGUAGCCCAGUUAUUGACGAGAUUGUAAAAUUAUUAGAACCAAGAUAUCAUUUCAGUUCUAGUAAGAAAGGAAAAUUUGUUGAGCUGAAUCCUUUCCAGUGGGCAGAUUCUGGAUAUACCAGUAGGUUCAUUAACCUGUCUGAACUCGGUUCAAAUGAAAAGUGGGCAUAUGCGUUUCAAGUCUGCCCAUCUACUCUGCAAGAAAGUGAAAACCUGCCAAGUAAUCUAGCUUCAAAUCCAUACCUUCCAUCAAAUAAAAAAAGACAUUUUGAUGAGGGAGAAACAUUGCCUGCUAAAUCUUCAGUUGAUACCAAUGGGACCAAAAAAAUGAAAACAGUUCUACCGGAAAAUUGUCAUUUUUGCUUUUCCAAUCAGAGCUUACAGGAUCACAUGAUUAUCACAAUAGAUGAGAAAGUGUACGUCACCAUCGCAAGAGGCCCACUUACAAUUCCCUCGGGUGAAAUGUAUUUUUCAGGGCACUGUUUGAUAAUACCUAUUAAACACGUUCCCAAAAUGAUUACUGGGGAAGAAUCUCAUGAUAUAGAAUCAGAACUCUUUACCGAUAUGCUUCAAUGUCAGGAAAGUAUCGUGCGUAUGAACUACGUAAACUUCGAUAUGUCGACCAUAGUGUUCGAAAUUAAUUCUGAGCGCUCAAUACAUUUUCACAAACAAGUAUUACCGAUUCCCAAACAUCACAUUUUGAGAUUUCAAAAUGCGCUCAAAAAACAAGCCGACUUCAAUAACGAGAAAUUGGAUAGAAAUGCAAAACUUGAAUUUCGGCAGUUCGUAUCCCCUUCAGAUUCAGAAUAUACAGCAGUUGUUCAUGAUCCAAAGUCUAAUUAUAUGCAAUUCACAGUCUACGAAACCUCCACAAGUCCUCCCAUAAUACAUCUUGCCACGUUUGAUUCUGAAUCUAGAAUCGACCUUCAGUUUGGCAGAAGGGUGGUGGCGUACCUGUUACACUUGACAAAGCGUAUCAAAUGGGAUUCCCCAGCUUGCUUACAGAGCAUUGAGCAAGAAACAAAAGAGGCAGAACUCUUUCAAAAAGCUUAUAAGGAUUUUGAAGUUAGACACGAUCUAUAG
This is a messenger RNA of Huiozyma naganishii CBS 8797, 1482 nucleotides long. RefSeq names its product Drn1p (gene DRN1). Gene Ontology annotation, cellular component: post-mRNA release spliceosomal complex. Lineage: Eukaryota; Fungi; Ascomycota; Saccharomycetes; Saccharomycetales; Saccharomycetaceae. Bases 1 to 1482 code for a protein of 493 amino acids. Gene Ontology annotation, molecular function: RNA lariat debranching enzyme activator activity. The record is from RefSeq and is a predicted model, not a curated record. The transcript has a single exon. Gene Ontology annotation, biological process: mRNA splicing, via spliceosome.